AUCCAAGAGAGGGCGCUAUUUCGAUAUGGUUCAGAGAAAAAUAGAGCGCCAGAUUGCUUGAGACGGAAUUCCGAGUGUUUAUUUUCUCGUUUUUGUUCAGAAAUUUAUUGUUUUACCCUUACUUCCACCAUGUCUUCUUGCGAGCGGGAAGUUCUUAAGAUUGGCAAGCAGGUAGACAAACUGCUGAAGAGUGAUACGAAAUCUAUUGAUGCCUUAGAUCUUCUCAACAAACUGAAGGAACUUCCUAUUUCACUAGAGAUUUUGCAGAAGACAAGGAUUGGAAUGGCUGUGAACUCUCUACGUAAACAAAGCGGCAAUGAAGAUGUUAAUACACUAGCUAAAUCUCUCAUCAAGGGAUGGAAAAAACUGCUACCAGCACAAGCUCCUACCAAAACUAAUAGUUCCCAGGAGAAGAAGAAAGACAGUGGAGAGGAUUCUCGUGAGCCAUCACCUCCCCUGCCUAAUGGAAGCGGUGAUGGCAAAUCCAGCGGAUCCGAGAAGAGCAAGAGCUUACCUACAGCCAAGACCAAUGAUGUAGUUCGGGAAAAAUGUGUACAGAUGAUUGUAGGAGCACUGAAAAUACCAAUUGAAGGUUGUGACCUAGAUCAGUUUGAUGAUAUCAAAGAGAUUGCAGCCGAGAUUGAAGAUUGUAUCUACACUGAGUUUGUAAAUACUGACAUGAAGUACAAGAAUCGCGUGCGAAGCCGAGUUGCGAAUCUGAAAGAUCAAAAAAACCCAGAACUGAGGAGGAGAGUCUUGACGAGAGAAAUCCCUCCGCAACAAAUGGCCAAGAUGACCUCAGAUGAAAUGGCAAGUCAAGAGCUUAAAAACAUUCGUGAUGGCUUUACGAAGGAAGCCAUCAAGGAGCACCAGAUGGCUGUCACUGGUGGAACUAAGACAGAUCUACUUAAAUGUAGCAAAUGCCUCAAGAGAAAUUGCUCUUACAAUCAGGUUCAAACAAGAAGUGCUGAUGAACCCAUGACGACCUUUGUAUAUUGCCAUGAGUGUGGACACAGGUGGAAGUUCUGUUGAUGUUGGCAGAGUCUUCAUGUCAUAUGUAAUCCUGUACAUUUUCCAAGGUUUGUGUGUCACCCUCUACUUGUCUAACCUGUUACCGACAUGAUGACUGCUGGAUCAGCCUGAUAUGGCCUAGACUAUGCUUCUUAUGUUCAAAUGAGGAAUGUGUAUACAAAAGCCUCUUUGGUGAAAGGAUUUUCACAAACCAUGAAAGUUUACUUAAUCCUAGAGUGUUUAUGUGUUAUGUAAGCAUACACCUUGGUUGUGUUCUGGUUGCUAGUUGAAGGGCUACAUUAAUAGGGAUAGCAUUUCACCAUGUUGACUGUUAUCCAGUUUUUUUGAAACUGAGAGAUAUUUUUAAAAUGUCUUUUGUGGCCAAAGAAAACCCUUUUGCAAGGUUAAAACCAUUUUGCAAUUUUUUUUUGUGCUUACAUUCAAGUAGCAAAACAAUUACAGUAGCAUUCCUGGUUAUGGUCGCUGAUAAUGUUGUAACCUUUUUGCAGAGAAUAUACACAAACUGCAGAUCAAGAUAUGAGGCUAUAACAAGUCUCUUCACUUGGAACAGUAUUUUCUCAGACCACUGCAUGUGCACUGUCUUGGAAGUCUGUGAUUUCCCCUGCAACUGUUUUCUUUAUUUUUCCAUUUUAAGAUCACUUCAGUGUUCAUUUGUGUUCGUCCAGUUACUUAGAAUUUCAGACUUACAUUUAAUAAUGAUUGUACAUGUAUUAUUUUGGAGACCUCUGGCAUUCAUUAGCACAAACAAAACAAAUAUGCUGUCCUUCCAGCCCUUACCAAAUGUUUAUCAAACUAUUGAAACCAACCGAACCUCCCAGAUCCAUUUUGCCUUUGUUCUUGUUAGGGGUAUUUCCAGGGUUUAUUGUUCUGUUCAAAUGGUGUCAGGAUUGAACUCUAAAAAUUCUAUCAUUCAAAUUUUGUUCUGUUUAAUUUUUAAUUAUCUUGUAUUGUCUUUUUUGUUCUAUAUAAAUAUAUUUAUUCCGAAAUAUCCAUGAGAACAGAGACAUGCCAACCCUUGGAUAAGUUGCAUGUCAGAAAUAUUCUGAUACAUUUUGAAUCCAUUUUUAAUCCUGAUCUCAUUUUCCAUUGAAUAAUCGGCAAUUACUGCUGAAAAGCAAAUGAAACUGUAGUUCCAAUCCAAAACCUAAUUAAAAUAAGGACAAAGUCCCUCCCUUGAAAUCCUAGAGGUAACGAGUAGACGUUUACAGAUUGUGUAGCAAAGUUGUAUAAAUUUUAAGUUCUUUGUAACGAACAAUAAAAAUCUGUUCAUCAACAGAUGCCCCGUGCGGAAGUAUUGAUUUUAA
Acanthaster planci (crown-of-thorns starfish) is the source of this 2336-nucleotide messenger RNA. Its product is annotated as transcription elongation factor A protein 1-like. Gene Ontology annotation, biological process: transcription elongation by RNA polymerase II; DNA-templated transcription. The record is from RefSeq and is a predicted model, not a curated record. Gene Ontology annotation, molecular function: nucleic acid binding; zinc ion binding. Lineage: Eukaryota; Metazoa; Echinodermata; Asteroidea; Valvatida; Acanthasteridae. Gene Ontology annotation, cellular component: nucleus.